AUGUCUGACAGUUUUGAAAUAGAGAACAGUAUCCCUGUGAACAGAAGUCUGGAGGUUAUAUUCUUAACUCUCUUGUUUCUUUGUAAAUUUAGUUAUAAAUAGGCACAGCUAUUUUCAUAAAUAAAAAAGGAUAUAUAAAAAUACUUUAUAUAUAUUACAUUCAUUAAACUUUUCCCAGUAUUAUCACGAUUUAGAAUAGUGUAAAAUGGACAUGUAAUUCCAACUGAUUUUUAUUGACAUUUGAAAUAUAUUUAGUAUUCUUGAUUUUGACUUGUUUUUAUGUCAUAUCUAAAGUAUAAAUAUCUAUGUUAAUGCUAUUCUGUUUUGUAUACUUUCAGUUCUUAUGUCUUUAAGGUUAAAGAAUUAUCAUUUUAUUUAAUAAAGUGCUUAUAAAUGUAGUGUAAUUAGGAUUUUAUGCUUAAUAGUUAUUAUCUAUUAAUUCCUGUGGUUUAUGCAUAAUAAAUAUUAAUAAAUGCUUUUUUUAUUUUAAAAUUAUAGACUACUGCCACACCAUGAAGAUGAGUUUUUCUUUAUCUUCGCUUCAACCGCUAGGCCAUGGCUUAGAAAAGCAUGGCCAAGCGGGAAUAGCGAUUGAAAGGCCAUACAACAGUCUCACAAAAAAGAGGAAAGAUCCAAAACAAUUUCACAAUCAACGUUUAUGGACAAAUCGUGAGGAUUGCAAAGAUGAAUUUUGGGCAGCAAUACGAUCUAACUAUGAUUACAUUAUGGACACCAAUUUGAUAGAUAGUUGUAGAGAAGCUAAUGGUGAAUUAACGUGGGAUGAGACUGACGUAUCUACACAAUCAUGGAGUUUUAAGGAAGUUAGUAGUCAAUUUUCAGAAUUAUAUUCGUGGCUGAGGGUUCUGCAAGAAUUGGUUUACUGCAAAGAGGAAAAUUUAUUGGAUAAAAGCCUGCGUGCGGCUCACAUGGAGGAGCUGCGACGUAGGGCAUAUAGAAGAAAGUUGUUUAAUGAACAGGCUGGAAAAUUAGUGUCACGUGCCCCUGCUUUAAAAGAUGAAGUAGCGUGGCGUGUUGACCAUUUAAAUGCAAAAUGGGAAUUAGUUGAACAAAUUAUGGCACCUGUUGAGCGACCUGUAUCUAAUCAACAGGAUAUAUCGGCAGAUUUUGAACAUGAAGUAAAAUGUUUGAGGAAAUGGCUCCGCGAAAUGGAAUCCCGCCUUCAACCUUUGAGCUUUCAUGUAGAUUGGACGUUAGCAGAGCUCGAGGAAAAAGCAGUGGAGCAUAUGGUGAGUAACAUAAAAAUAGUAAUUAUAUAAUAUAAUUAUUAAAUAUAAAACAGUUAUAUAGCAUCGGGUAAUAUAUUAUACGUAAUAUACAUAAAUAUUUAUUUAAAACGUCGAUAAAAAAUUUUUGUGUCGAAGCAAAUAAAAAUAGAGUUCAGUAAUCCUUAAAUUAGGGUUACCAGUAUAUCCAAGCAGCAAGCACAGCGCGAACUGCGCGUUGUAUUGCACGUCAUUAACACGCUAAAUCAAUAUUACGAAUAUGUCGUUUCCGUUUAUAAGCCGGAUAUAACUCUUUAUUGUUAACGGAAACAGUCGACAACGCACACUUAAGCAGGCGUGUAGGAUAAAUGUUGGUAAUAGUAAGUAAUUACGUUCAGUAUGCUUGAAACAUACAUACCGGACGCAAAUUUAUCAAAAGCAAUUUUUGAGAAAGCGAACGAAGCUUAUUUUUGAAGCAAUCACAAUGAUUAAUUAAUUGAUAAUUAAUACCUGGAAUUCUCGUUGCAAUUUCUUGUCAAUAAUUUUGCCAUCUCGUCCAGAGAUAGUGGAGUAAGUUUUACUUUUGUCGCGACGGAACGAUAGUCGACUCACGUUCAGUUUCAGCACGAUUCUCUGUCGAGUCUGUGCUGUAUGAUCAGGUGGGCGUCGAGAACCCGACUCGUGUUAGUUCCAUAUCUUUCUACCGUGUUUUCUAUCUUCUUCUUUCGCUGCUUUCCUCCCUCCCCCCCUUAAUUGCAUCUCAACACAAAACAUGAUAUGUACUGGACCUCGUGAAUGCAAGCAUAACUACAGUAUUGUAUACUAUAGUGUAAUGAUGCUGCGAGUGUGUGUAAGAGUUUUUGAAUUUUUUUAUUUAUUACACAUUGUAUUGAGCUUGAAAGAGCAUUAUUUCAUUGUAUUUCAAAAUCGUGUUUCAAAUAUUAUAUUUAUAAUUUUCUGCCUUCGAUUUUUAUGUUCUUUAAGUGUAAAUUAUUACUAAUAAUCUGAAUCAGGCGUGACUAGCAUAAUAUAUUGUUCGAUGCAGUUUAAGAUUACUUCAUUUUAGAUAUAAAUGUAAGUUAUACAAUAAGAUCAUAUAACAUAGUUUUGAAAUUGUAAGCGAAUCAUUAUUGUAACAAUAUAUUGUAACAAUAAGGUACUGCGAAUGUCGAAGUUAAGAUAAGAAAUAAGAAUAUAAAUUUUAUUUAUUGCAAGUCAAACUAUGUUCUUAGAAGUAUAUAACUUCUAAUUUUAGUUCAAGGAUUCGUUAUAUCUACAUAUAAACGUGAUUGUUAUUCAUGCAAUCUUAAUAUUAUUUACUUAACAUAGGUAUUAAAUCUUACUGUUUGA
Messenger RNA from Heterotrigona itama, 2573 nucleotides. The record is from the annotation of a GenBank genome assembly. Lineage: Eukaryota; Metazoa; Arthropoda; Insecta; Hymenoptera; Apidae.